GACCCGGGCACUAUAGGCUGCUUGCAUAAACUGCUAACGCAGGGCUCAGCGAUCGUUUUACUUAAACCAGUCGAUUUCCAUUCCAGACAACAAAGAUUAUCAUCAGAUCCCAUUCUCUAACCCAGCCUCCCAGUAUUCGUCUGAAAGCUUGCGUGCUCUCGGAAUGUAUUCCAAGCUCUCACAGAACGCGCUUCUGGCGCUUGCCUUUAUGGCAGUCGGUGCACCAGCCGCUCGCCUCCGCAUUCAAGCUCGUGAUACAUCCUUUAACUACAAGGCCGACCCGGUCCGUGGUGUUAAUUUAGGUGGUUGGCUUGUCCUGGAGCCUUGGAUUACUCCCUCCUUCUUUGAUGGAGCUCCAGAACAUGUAGUGGAUGAGUUCACACUGACUGCUACCCUGGGGGAAGAUGAGGCCCAAGCUCAACUUGAAGCGCAUUGGAGCUCGUUCAUCACCGAGGAUGAUUUCCAUCGUAUUGCUGCGGCAGGUUUGAAUCACGUCCGAAUCCCUGUUGGCUAUUGGGCGGUUACUCCACUUGACGGAGAACCAUAUGUUAGUGGCCAGUUGGAUUUCCUAGACGAUGCCAUCACCUGGGCUAGGGAUGCCGGACUGAAGGUGAUUGUUGACCUACAUGGCGCACCGGGUUCCCAAAACGGAUUCGAUAAUAGUGGACGUAAAGGACCAAUUGAGUGGCAACAAAGAGACACUGUUGAACAAACAAUUUACGCCUUUGAGCUUCUGGCUCAGCGCUACCUCGCUGGGAAUGCUGAUGUUGUGACCGCCAUCGAGGCACUCAAUGAACCCAGCAUUCCCGGCGGUGUUAACCUAGACGAACUCAAGGAGUACUAUAGCGAGGCCCUAGCUAAAGUACAGGAGAACAAUCCCGACGCUGCUCUUGUCCUGCACGACGGAUUUAAUGCAGUGGAAAGCUGGAACGGCUUCAUGACUGGGGAGGAGGCUGUGAUGGAUACCCACCAUUACGAGGUCUUCGAUAAUGGACAGGUUGCCAUGGAUAUUGAUAGCCACGUAGGCUUUGCUUGUUCCUUUGGAAUUCAGCACCUCGAAGCAACAGACAAGCCAGUCAUUGUGGGUGAGUGGACUGGUGCCCUUACUGAUUGUGCCAAGCACCUUAAUGGCAGGGGAAUUGGCGCCCGAUACGAUGGCAGCCUGCCCGGCAGCUCCCACAUCGGCGACUGUGAUGGUAAGGAUGUGGGUAGCGUGGUUGAACUGGGUUCUGAAGGGUUGGUUGAUACCCGUCGCUUCAUUGAAGCCCAGCUGGAUGCAUUCGAGAUGAGAACCGGCUGGGUGUUUUGGACUUGGAAAACCGAGGGUGCCCCUGGCUGGGAUAUGCAGGACUUGCUUGACAAUGGCGUUUUCCCUCAACCUUUGACGGACAGGCAAUUCCCUGGCCAGUGCGCUUAAAUCAAGCUAUUUUUGUUUUCGUUGUUCCUUUUUUACGCCUUUUUUUUUCUCUUCUUAUCCUUAUCAACGAUUGGUCCAGUUUGAGAAUUACAGAAUAGACUCAUAAACAUAUUCGUAUUUGACAUGCUUCAUCUAUAGGGGUAUUUUGAGCUAGAAAGAAAGGUAUUGGACCGAUCAAGCGAUGGCAUCAUAGGGAUAAUCCAUAUGAUCUAAAUAUGAUGCAACAC
Aspergillus ochraceoroseus IBT 24754 is the source of this 1644-nucleotide messenger RNA. It is a transcript of the gene exg1, whose product is annotated as glucan 1,3-beta-glucosidase. NCBI's taxonomy places the organism in Eukaryota, Fungi, Ascomycota, Eurotiomycetes, Eurotiales, Aspergillaceae. The transcript has 3 exons. The record is from RefSeq and is a predicted model, not a curated record. Bases 164 to 1417 code for a protein of 417 amino acids. Gene Ontology annotation, molecular function: glucan exo-1,3-beta-glucosidase activity. Gene Ontology annotation, cellular component: extracellular region; cell surface. Gene Ontology annotation, biological process: glucan catabolic process.